Messenger RNA from Etheostoma spectabile (orangethroat darter), 1170 nucleotides. RefSeq lists its product as uncharacterized. The transcript has 5 exons. Bases 1 to 918 code for a protein of 305 amino acids. NCBI's taxonomy places the organism in Eukaryota, Metazoa, Chordata, Actinopteri, Perciformes, Percidae. The record is from RefSeq and is a predicted model, not a curated record.
AUGACCCGACCAGAGUCCGCCAGGAAACAGGCAGAAAAACGUGAAAAACCUUCUGGAUGUUUGCUGUUAAAGGGCCUGGUUCCUCCUCAGCGCUGCAGAGACUCCUCUGGAGUGACUCAUACAGUCCGUCCCGCGGCGUCCAACUCCGGUCCAACGAAAACCAUCUGUGGCUCCGUCUCUGGUUUCAGAGGCAGAGCGGAGACGAAGAGGAAGAGGAAGAGGAAGAGGAGGAAGACCAUCCGUGAUUACACCUCCCCCGACCACAAACCCUGGUGGAGGACGCUGACGAUGAACCGACUGAAUCCUGACUGUUGGCUCUGGUCUCCGGCAACUCCUCUGGGUCUUCUUCCUCAUCAUUCAGGGACCCUCGCUUCCGCCAUGCUGGGCCACGGCGAGGAAGAGGAGGAAGAGGAGGAAGAGGAAGAGGCCGGAGAGCAUCCCGCUGCCUGCUGCUACAACACAGGCUGUGAUGACGUCAUCAGUCGGUCAGCUGGUGCUCGGCGGUCAGUCUCCGACCCCCCCCCCACCCACUCAGGGAUCAUCAGCAGCAGCAGCAGCAGCUCCAGCCCGGCAGCCGCUCCCCCCCCACAGCUGCCAAAACCAGUGGUCGGUGCAGAUGGGGCAGAUGUGGCAGAUGUGGCGCCGCAUUACACCGGCGGGCGUUGUUGGGGGGGUCCGGGGACGGAGACCCAGCGAUGUGUGUGUGGUUACGGGCAAAGGCAACCAGAAGGUCUGGGUUCCUGCUGGUCUGGGUCUCCAUACGUCUACUACGGGGUGCGGAGGAACCUGGUGGUCGGGGUGGAGGUGGUGGAGGAGGUCGCUGUAGAAGACACUCUAGAAGUUAUAACAGAGGACAUGUACAAUGAUGAUCUGCUGGAUCCCGAGCUGCUGCAACACGCCCAGCUGUACCCCACAUGAGCCCCGAGAAACUCUCAGCGUGUCCUGUUCUGACUGUUGACACUGAAAACAAAGCUAUUAUUCACAUAUUUAUAUUUUUACCCUAUCUCUAUUUUUGUGUAGAUGUGUCUGUAACGUGCUGUUUGUCUUUGUCUUUUUAUUAAAAUCAUGUCAAUUGUCAUUGUUGAGAGUUACAACAGAAAGGAACAAUAAGAAAAUUACUGGUUGUUAUGACUGUUUUUCUUUUUUUAAAUGGAAACAUAUAAUAUAAAA